Molecule: messenger RNA, 1692 nt
Organism: Pseudozyma hubeiensis SY62
Lineage: Eukaryota; Fungi; Basidiomycota; Ustilaginomycetes; Ustilaginales; Ustilaginaceae
Exons: 1
Coding region: 1-1692 (563 amino acids)
Biological process (GO): aspartyl-tRNA aminoacylation
Cellular component (GO): aminoacyl-tRNA synthetase multienzyme complex; cytoplasm; cytosol
Molecular function (GO): aspartate-tRNA ligase activity; ATP binding; RNA binding
Source: RefSeq, a predicted model, not a curated record
AUGGCCGACCAAGCUACCAUUCAGAACGAGCAGCAGGCUCCCGCCCCUGCUGCUGCUCUCGCACCCGCCGCCGAUGGCGCCGAGGAGCUCAACCCGGACGGAACCCCUCUCUCGGACAACCAGAAGAAGAAGCGAGCCAAACAGGCCGAAAAGGAGCGCGCCAAAGCGGAGAAGGCUGCCAAGCUCGCCGCCGAGAAAGCUGCUCGUGAAGCCGCCGACGUCGACUUUGCCUCGCAGAACUACGGCAAGCUUCCCCUCAAUAUGUCUCAGGAGCGCAGUGGCCGCAAGUUCACCAAGAUUUCUGAGAUCAGCCCAGAGCGCGACGGUGAGCUCAUCGUCCUCUCUGCUCGUGUUCAGACCAGUCGUGCUCCUUCGGCCAAGCUCGUCUUCCUCACCUUCCGUCAGGGCGUCGACUGUGUUCAGGCCACCCUCGCACAGGCUCCCGAAAAGGUUUCUCGACAGAUGACCAAGUGGGCCGCUGGUCUCGCUGCCGAGACCAUCGUGCUCGUCGAGGGUACCAUUGUCAAGACACCCAAGCCUGUCGAGUCCAGCACCGUCACUGUCAAGGAGGCCGAGAUCAAGAUCUCCAAGAUCCACUCCACCAGCGAGAUCGCCUUCGAACAGCUUCCCUUUGGUGUCGACGACGCAACCCGAUCCGAAGUCGAGAUACAGGCUUCCCAGCAGACCGAUCGUCCUCUUCCACCUAUCGCACUCGACACGCGCCUCGACAACCGUGUCCUCGACCUGCGCACCACCACCAACCAGGCCAUCUUCCGCCUCACCCACGGAGUCUGCAAGCUCUUCCGCGAGUACCUCGACAGCCUCGACUUUGUCGAGAUCCACACACCCAAGCUGCAAGGUGCUGCCACCGAAAGCGGUUCUUCCGUCUUCAAGGUCUCGUACUUCAAGGGUCAGGCUUUCCUUGCGCAGAGUCCUCAGCUGGCCAAGCAGAUGGCUAUCGCCGCCGACUUUGGUCGUGUCUACGAGAUCGGCCCCGUCUUCCGUGCCGAGGACUCCAACACCCACCGCCACAUGACCGAAUUCACCGGUCUCGAUCUCGAAAUGGCCUUCGACGAGCACUAUCACGAGGUCGUUGACGUCCUCGACGGUCUCUUCACCUUCAUCUUCCGCGAGCUCCCCAAACGCUACCGCAAGGAGAUCGACGCGGUGAAGCGUCAAUACCCGUGCGACGAAUUCCUGCUUCCGGAAAAGACGGUUCGCUUGCAGUACAAGGAUGCCAUCGCCCUCCUGCGCGAGAACGGCAAGGAGCUUGGAGACCUCGAAGAUCUUUCUACCGAGAUGGAGCGCACGCUCGGAGGACUGGUGCGCGAAAAGUACAAGACCGACUUUUUCAUGCUCGACAAAUUCCCGCUCGAGAUUCGUCCGUUCUACACCAUGCCUGACCCGGCCGACGGCAAGUACUCGAACUCGUACGACUUCUUCAUGCGCGGUCAGGAGAUUCUCUCGGGAGCGCAGCGUGUUCACGACGCCGCGUUUUUGGAGAAGAGGAUGGCCGAGUUCGGAAUCCCCGUAGAGAGCAUGAGGCACUACGUCGAGGCGUUCAGGUUGGGAUGCCCUCCUCACGCUGGUGGUGGUAUCGGAUUGGAGCGUGUUGUCAUGUUCUACCUGGGUUUGGGUAACAUCAGGAGGGCGAGCAUGUUCCCAAGGGACCCUAAGCGUCUGGACCCUUGA